This is a messenger RNA of Colletotrichum godetiae, 1518 nucleotides long. RefSeq lists its product as uncharacterized. Bases 250 to 1347 code for a protein of 365 amino acids. The transcript is spliced from 2 exons. The record is from RefSeq and is a predicted model, not a curated record. NCBI's taxonomy places the organism in Eukaryota, Fungi, Ascomycota, Sordariomycetes, Glomerellales, Glomerellaceae.
UGGCCCGAGCUCCCACUCCAACUUGCACCACAAUGGAAGCACCCAAAUUAUGAGUGGGACCCAACAGCAAUCAGCAGCUUCUUCCCGCUCAAUCAACACCAGCUCUUUCGAGCCCCCAAACUCCUCAUCACACACUCUUUGCAGCUGACACCAGCUGCCCACUCUCAACGCCACUUAUCAUCGCCGACUAGCUAGAGCUCACUCACAGUCCACCAUCGCAAAAGAGGCAGCGUCCUCUUCGAUUACCCCAUGAGUGCCCGAGGCGGAAGCCGACCACCUCCUCGAGGCCGCCCAAACAAGGUGACGAAGCCCACAGCCGGCCUCAAGAGGGACGCCCACGGCCGCGCCAGCCGACACUCCUCCGUGGCAGCCGACCAGCUCGAGCAGCUCGCCCACGAUGCGGAGGCUGAGGCCGAACACGAAGAUGACGACGAGAUAACCGCCCCUCCCCAACAUCACCAACAUCAUCACCAGCAGCAACACCACCCGCACCCCUUCGACCUAGCCGCCGCAGGCAUCCUAGCCAACGGUCCUCCCGGCACAGUACCCGGUGCUGACCCCGAUAUCCAUCCCGACCUGCACAGCCUACCGGCCCAGUUCGCCAUGGAAGCUCAGAUGGGCGGCCAUGGUCCCGGCGGCAUGUCGAGGACGGCCGAAGACCUCGCCUCCGAGAGUGGGUACGGCCAGCUACUCAUCGACAGUGCCCUCGCCAAGCGACUGGCCAACAAUGAAGGAGAGCGACUUGCAGUACAGCGCCGCCAGGAUCAAACUCUGAACCUCAAGAGAAGGAGCAAUGUUGAGGCACUACUGGCUCACGUAUCGGGACAGGAAGCUCAUAGUCCCUGCAAGAGUUGCCAUAAAGGAUACGGACCCUGGAAUGGAUGUGUGGUCGUUAGUGGCCAGAUGUGUGGUAGCUGCGCCAACUGCUGGUUUAACGCGAGCGGCUCACGCUGUUCUUUCCACGAGAACAACCUACCUCAGCACAUGCCAGCCAUACAGCUGCAGCCUGUGCCACAGGUGUCGGCGAACACAAGCUUUGCCGGCACAGCGCCGAUGGCUCCCGGCAUGGCCCCCGCAGGCCCCAGCUUCGGGCAGCCAGGCGCCGAUCCGACCAUUGGCCAAUUCGUGAAAGAUGUGCUGGACAGAGCGAUGGCGGAGGCACGGAGCGAUAACCCCCACGUUCGAUUCCAGCUCCGGAUCGAAACGGCGGCGCGGCAGCUAGCAUUAGCUAGCGCCGAGUACGCCGAGUUCCUCGCCCAGCAGGGGGCCCACGAUCCGAGUCAGCAUCCCGACCCAGAGGGCUCCGUUCCGGAGGCGGCGAUGGGGGAGGGGGAUAACGGGGCGUGAGAGAGAGAGGCUCUACUCACCUUUCCUCCCCUCCAUGCUUUCUGCUUACAUCUUCGAGUACCGAAGUGUAAAAGACGAGAUGAAUUCGAUCAUCGGGACUGUAAGGCGUCUUCAGGUCUGCCAAGUUUUCGGAGUUGCCAAGAUGGGGUGCCCGAGUCGCCGACACUGCGC